This is a messenger RNA of Enterospora canceri, 594 nucleotides long. The record is from the annotation of a GenBank genome assembly. NCBI's taxonomy places the organism in Eukaryota, Fungi, Microsporidia, Enterocytozoonidae.
AUGAUGCUAAUAUUGAUAAUUAAUUUGGUACUUGCUUCUCUUGAUCAGUGCACCAUCUUCCUUAAUGAGACUGAAGUUGAAUCUGUUGGUGACCUAGUAUCCAAAUCACUAACAUCCAAUGCACCUGCUACCCUGGCCUCAUCAAUUAGUGGUGUUCUACUCAAUGCUGGCAAGUAUUACUCAAUAAAAGUCAUAAUGAAAAUGGAGACUGAACCCAAGGAAUUGAUCACACCAAAACAGCUGAGUCAAAGAAGACUCAACAAGUUGCUUGAAAAAUCAAUAUUGUAUGAUAUGAGAAGUGCAGUAGCCUUCUACGCAACAGGCCAUUUAAGUGAGACACAAUUUACUGAUUUAGAUAGAAAAGAUGUCAUACAAGUUGUACUUGAAGUAGACUCAAAUACGGGUGAAAUCCGUGUUGUUCCAGGUGGCAACCAGAAGAACGUGCUCCUACUCACUGUCACCCUCUCUAUUUCAAUCCGUAGAGAAAUAGGAUGUCUAGAACACAGCAAUCAUUCUUUAUCGUACAGUCCCACUACCAUGGAAUCAGUCAAAUCCCGUAUUGUACGAUGCAUCUUGGACUACUUUGAUCCUUAA